This is a messenger RNA of Hymenoscyphus albidus, 3189 nucleotides long. The record is from the annotation of a GenBank genome assembly. NCBI's taxonomy places the organism in Eukaryota, Fungi, Ascomycota, Leotiomycetes, Helotiales, Helotiaceae.
CGCGCCUUCUUCCUCCUCCUCCCCAACAACACCUCCCCCGACAACCACCUCGUGUGCCAAAUAUCCCCAUCUCCUUUUCCUCAACGUCUCUCCGUUUCUUUUCGUAGCCACUUCACGGAUCUCCGCCACUCCUUUCGGGAUCCAUUACACUCCUUCGGCUUGCCCAACUUGCUUUCAAAAAAACAUAUUCACAAUUCACAAAUUCACCCGCACUCGACUCACUCCUUUGAUCGAGCCCAUUACCAUUUUCGCCAAAAUCCAAAUACCCCCCUUCAACACGACCAACAUUCUUCUACAACCUUCAAUUCGCCCUUUGCUGCCAGCUCCAGUAAACCCAUAUUUACAUCCCUUCAACCACCCCUUUACUUCUACUGCCGCCGUUCUAAUCUCGACGUGAUCUGGUCCGUCGACACUUUCGCAAACCUAAACUAAACCUACUCACCACCCCCCUCGUACUCGAUACGACAACCCACCGAAUACUGUUCGGUAAGAACCAAAAGCAGACCUCGGUCGGCGAAGUGCACCUAAAUAUGAUCAACGAUCACUUUGACAGUAUGUCGGAAAUCUCCCAGGAAGACGCGGCCAUCAAGAUGUCGUCGACCCCCAGCCCAACCGCGUCGCACUCAGCGAGCGCAACCUCCGCGUCCCGUAGAGCUCCCCGCAAGAGCACCCUCACCCAACAACAGAAGAACCAGAAACGUCAACGGGCGACACAAGAUCAAUUGGUCACGCUGGAGAUGGAAUUCAACAAAAACCCCACACCCACCGCCACCGUCCGCGAAAGAAUUGCAGAGGAUAUCAACAUGACCGAACGUUCAGUUCAAAUUUGGUUCCAAAAUCGGUAGGUUUUGAAAAAGGGGGGACGAACCAUUGUGAAUAUGAAACUAACCAAUCGCCAGACGCGCUAAGAUAAAGUUGCUGGCCAAGAAGAGCAUUGAGACAGGUGAGGACUGCGAUGCCAUCCCAGAAUCGAUGCGACAGUAUUUAGCAAUUCAAGCUAUGGAAUCUGGAAAAUCCUUGGGCGGUAACUUUCUUGGUCGCUCAGGAUUGAUGCCUUAUGGUGGUGGCGCCAUGAUGAUGGGAGGCGAUCCAAACCAGCAAGGUAAAGUUGGUAGGAGGUAUUCACCCAUUCUUCCAGUUCGCUUGCUGAUACAUUUCUAGUCAUUCACCAUCUUUCAUGCCGUUCCCUUAGUGUUGGUUCAUGGAGACGAGUGGGUCAAAAUGCAAUGGACUUGAUCAUCUUCUACUCCCCAGACAAGGCGACCAUGACCUAUUACAUCAACAAUGACCAAGCUGGCUACAAGAUCGAAUAUCCGUUCGCUUACAUUAAAAAUAUCUUCCUGGAAAACGGCGAUAUGGAUUCUGGAAAGCCCGGCGGUCUUGUAGUGGAGCUCAACCGACCACCCAACUUUUUCAUGGACUCUUCUGGAUCUGGUGGAUUCUUCCAAUGCGGUGAUUUCACGGAGGACCAGCAGGCAUCUCAAAUCAUGGUUCACCACCUCGGAGGCCAUCCAAAGGUACUGAGUGGACAAUUAGCCAAACUUGUCUCACUCGACACCUUUAUGGGUCGUCACAGCUCUUUUGAGCAGCAAUUGUCGGUAUCAGCACCAGUCUCUCCCAGUGGCCACCGCCCAGCAUCCCAGCCAAACUACAAUGCGCAAGCUCAUGUCGGCAUGUUCCAAGAGGGAUGGGGUGUUAACACUACUCCAAACCCUCGGGGACCAGGACACAAGCGACAACGAAGUCGAUCCGUACCCAUGGCCGUCGAUUUCUCCAUGUUCAACAACCCCAUGCCAUCGUUCCUCAUUCAACACCCCAACGAGCCUCAAUCCCAACCUCACACCCCAAAUAUCUUUGCUCCUAUCCCACAACAAGGUACACUAGGACCCAACCUUCGCAUUGACACCUCGACUGGAUAUGGGAUGGACUACCGACAGUACCCAAUGUCUGCAGCAACCACAGCAUCUCCUUCAGAGUUCAACAGUCCGGCGGCCUUCUUCACUCAACCCCCUGAUACAGCGGGUCUUCCAGCUUCUACCUAUGGUAAUGCUCCAUACUCUGUCCCUUACCUUUCGCCAAAUCCAAUGGUCGACAACAAUACUGGAGGAAUGGUCCAACCUGCUACGUCCCCACUUUCUUUCAUGGGCCACGGAGAUCCAGCAAUCGUUGAUCAAUCACCACCAAUGUCCAUGAUGCACCGAAGCAAUUCGGCGGAUGUUUAUGGUAUGUCUCAUGAUGGACAUACCAGCAUCUCCGAUGACGGUACUGGUUUAAAUGAGAUGUAUUCCAAGCACACUUUGAACAUGCCUAUGCACCCUCACUCUCCGGCCUUUCCCGAGCAAUCAGCAGCAGAUAUGGAUAUGAAUCAGCUUGUCUCAUUCGACGAGAACCCCGCCAGUCUUUCACCAGAAAACAUGAACCAAAAAUACGAGUCAUGAUUCCUCGUCCAAGUCCGCGGCCGUCUAAUCGACUCCUGUUCAAGUUCACUAUGUGGUGAAGAAGGUUUAAAUUCUGAAAGCGGCUUAUUUUGAAGGGUGGAAAUAUUGAAGGCGUUGGGUGGUGUUUUUUUCAUUUUGGUUGGUUACCGGUUAUAUACACACAACAUCACGGCCGCGCGUUUCAAUUCUUGCGUGAACUUGGAUUGUUCUAAUAUCUGGUUUCACCCCUCGGCACCGGCUUUGGAUCUUGUUUUCUCCUUUUAUUUUUGCUCUCUACUUUGUUUGUCCAUUUUUUAUGCCACGAACUUGCAUGACGAUUUCUCAAUUCGAUAUAUCAUGCUUGUCUGGCACAGCGAUCGUUUUUUUCCUUUUGAAUUUUUCUCAUCUCCUAUUAUCUCGGCGCGUUCAUUUGUUCUUUUUCGAGUUGCUUUUUUCUCUAACAAUGGAGAGAUCCCCUUCGUAUUGUGUUUAUUAUGUUCUCUUGAGGAGAAUGUUUUGUAGGAAGGGCUGGAUGGACAUAAAUGGAAUUCUGGCGGCUGAGGAUGGGUGCAUCGUAUCAAGCUUUGUACUCGGAGGAUAGUAGUAUUUUGUGAUUUUUGGGGUGGGUUGGAGGUGUAUGGUUGGGGGAAUGGUGCAGAAUGUGGGAACAACUUUGUGCUUGCUUCGGGUUCUUCUGCAUUGUUGUGCGUGCGUCAUGAUAAUCAUGGACGGGCUUAAUAAUGGAAUUUAUUACAAAAAAUAUGAAAUGAAG